AUGGCCCUCGAUCGACUGAAGCAAGCAGCGUCACACAUAACGGGAAUUGGAGAGCCUCCACACCCGUUCGAUCCUUUGAGUGAAUCCGAGAUUGAGCGCGCAGUCGCUAUCAUCAGAAAAGAGCACAACGAUGUGUUCUUCAACGCCAUCACGUUGUUGGAACCGCGUAAGGCAGAGAUGAUGAAAUGGCUAAAAGAUCCCGAGCACACACCACGACCACAUCGAGUUGCCGAUGUAGUUUGCAUUGGCCGCGGAAGCAAGGUGUACGAUGGACAUGCAGAUUUGACUGAAGGCAAGAUUGUCACAUGGGCAUUGACUGAUGACGUGCAACCACUUAUUACUAUGGAGGAUUUGCAAAUAGUAGAGACGAUUGUGCGGAAAGAUCCGAAGGUUAUCGAACAAUGUGGCAUAAUCGGUAUCCCACCGGAGGACAUGCACAAGGUCUACUGCGACCCGUGGACUAUUGGCUACGAUGAACGCUUCGGCACCAAAGUCCGUCUUCAGCAAGCCCUCAUGUACUACCGUCCACACGUUGAUGACUGCCAAUACACGUACCCGUUGGAUUUCUGCCCUAUCUAUAACUCCGACACCCAAGAGAUCAUCCACAUUGAUGUUCCACCAGUCCGAAGACCUCUCAACCAGGCUCCACCGAACAACUAUCAUGCAGCUGCUAUCGAAGCUGAAGGUGGGUUUAAGACCGAUUUGAAACCCAUCAACAUCACACAGCCGGAAGGCGUCUCAUUCAAACUUGAUGGGCGAUAUAUUAGUUGGGCGAACUGGAAGCUGCAUAUUGGCUUCAACUACCGCGAAGGCCUAGUCCUGUCCAACAUCACGUUCAACGAUAAAGGCACUGUUCGCGAUACCUUCUGGCGCCUCUCACUUGCGGAGAUGGUGGUGCCGUACGGUAAUCCAGACCAUCCACACCAGCGCAAACACGCCUUUGACCUUGGAGAAUAUGGUGGCGGAUACAUGACCAACUCGUUAAGCCUGGGCUGUGAUUGCAAGGGCGCAAUCCACUACAUGGACGCAGCAUUUGUCAAUCGCGCCGGCCAGGCAACGACCAUUAAGAACGCUAUUUGCAUUCACGAAGAAGAUGCCGGUAUUCUGUUCAAGCACACAGAUUUCCGCGAUGAUAGCGUUACUGUCACUCGUGCUCGCAAACUCAUCAUCUCACAGAUCUUCACUGCUGCGAAUUACGAGUACUGCGUAUACUGGAUCUUCCAUCUAGAUGGAACCAUUCAACUGGAGAUUAAGCUUACCGGAAUUCUGAAUACAUAUGCGAUGCUACCGGGCGAAGAUUUGAAAGGCUGGGGAACGGAGGUCUACCCUGGCGUGAAUGCGCAUAACCACCAGCACUUGUUCUGCAUGCGCAUAGAUCCAAACGUGGACGGCCCAGAGAACACUGUGUUUAUGGUGGACGCAGUACGUGGCGAAGGCGAAGUCGGCAGUGCGGAGAACAAGUACGGCAACGCCUUCUACGCGAAGAAGACAAAGCUCAGCACCCCUGAGCAAGCGGCGACUGACUACAAUGGCGCCACGAGCAGAACAUGGGAAAUGGCCAACACCAACAAGCUGAACCCGUAUAGUAAGAAGCCGGCUUCUUAUAAGCUGGUGAGCAGGGAAGUGCCUGAUCUGCUACCCAAGCCCGGAAGUUUGGUGUGGAAGAGAGCGGGUUUUGCGAGACAUGCAGUGCAUGUCACCAAAUACGAUGACACGCAGCUCCACCCAGCAGGCCGUCACGUCCCGCAGACCUCUGGCGAACCGUCUCAAGGCAUCCCCGCCUGGAUCGAGGCUAACCCCCACGAGAACCUUGACAAUACUGAUGUCGUCUUGUGGCACACAUUCGGAAUUACACAUUUCCCAUCGCCGGAAGACUUCCCCAUCAUGCCUGCUGAGCCGAUGACGCUGUUGCUGAGACCUCGCAAUUUCUUCACACGCAACCCUUGUAUGGAUGUUCCCCCUAGCUAUUGCAGCGUUCCGAGCGGCGUCAAGCAGGGCAGCACAUUGGUAGAUAAACUUUCUCGCCUGGCGUUUGGAGAGGAGAAGAAGCCUGAAAGCACUGCUGCUUCGACCUGUUGCUCGGAUCAGAAGUUUGGGGCAGCUGUCCGCGGGUCGUUCCGAUGGCAGGUCCAAGCUUCCACCGAGUCCACAUCCGAUAACUUCUCUCCCCCACGAUUGUUGGCGGCGUCUGCACCACCGCGUGACAGCAGCCAUGAUAUAGCAUCCUUCACUCCACCAACACAGUGCCGUCCUGAUCCUAGCAAGUCUGAGGAUGUUCUUGCCGGUUUCGACUGCCUACCAUCCGAGCCCGCAAUGCCCCGCGCAUUUCCACCCGUAGAGCAAAAUGAUAAAACGAAACGAGCAAACGCGCCUAGGAGCCCUUUAUCAGCAUCUCUUGUUGAGAGUAUAGCCGGAUUCAGCGCCGGUGUCGUCUCUUGCCUCGCCGCGCAUCCACUCGACUUGUUGAAGAACCGACUGCAGCUCAAUACACAAAGCCGAUCGCGACCUGGUGACUCGUAUCGAAUACUUCGAAACGUCAUCAAGGACGAAGGGGGCGUACGCGCAUUGUACAGAGGGCUAUGGCCAAACUUGUUGGGCAACAGUCUAGGCUGGGGCUUGUACUUCCUCUUCUAUGGCAAUCUGAAAGAACUAUUCCAAAGUAGAAGGCAAAAAGGAGAGCAUCUUGGGAGUGCUGAGUUCUUUUCCGCGAGCAUCAUUGCUGGUAUGUUGAGGAACGGUACUCUGAUGUGCCUUACUGACCGUUUGCUAGGCCUUCUCACUGGAGCUUGCACAAACCCUAUAUGGGUAGUGAAAACCCGUAUGCUUGAGCGCGGCGCGAAUCAUCCCUCUGCAUACAAGUCGAUGACCUUUGGUCUCCGUCACGUAUACGAAACUCGAGGAUUGACGGGGCUAUGGGCAGGCUUUUUGCCUUCGUCUCUGGGUGUACUACAUGGUGCAGUACAAUUUAGCAUUUAUGAGAAUAUGAAGAAGAGACGGGGAACACAUAUUGGCGGGCAAGAUAAGCUAAGCAAUUGGGAGUACGUCUACAUGAGCGGCGGAAGCAAAUUACUAGCUGGAGCGAUCACGUAUCCGUAUCAGCCAAUAAGAGCGAGGUUGCAACAGUACAAUGCCGCUCAGCAGUACAACGGACUGCUGGAUGUGCUUAGAAAGACUUACCAGAACGAAGGAUUCCUGGCGUUCUACAAAGGUGUUAUUCCCAAUACGCUGCGAGUUAUUCCAACCACUGUCGUCACGUUCCUGGUUUACGAAAACACCAAAUUAUAUUUGCCAAAGGUCUUUGACGACGACGAGCAGCAAAGCCACGACGAAGACUAG
Molecule: messenger RNA, 3336 nt
Organism: Alternaria postmessia
Lineage: Eukaryota; Fungi; Ascomycota; Dothideomycetes; Pleosporales; Pleosporaceae
Exons: 5
Coding region: 1-3336 (1111 amino acids)
Biological process (GO): amine metabolic process
Molecular function (GO): copper ion binding; primary methylamine oxidase activity; quinone binding
Source: RefSeq, a predicted model, not a curated record